Molecule: messenger RNA, 2484 nt
Organism: Melanotaenia boesemani (Boeseman's rainbowfish)
Lineage: Eukaryota; Metazoa; Chordata; Actinopteri; Atheriniformes; Melanotaeniidae
Gene: p3h4
Product: prolyl 3-hydroxylase family member 4 (inactive)
Exons: 7
Coding region: 129-1403 (424 amino acids)
Biological process (GO): collagen fibril organization; peptidyl-lysine hydroxylation
Cellular component (GO): endoplasmic reticulum
Molecular function (GO): collagen binding; protein binding
Source: RefSeq, a predicted model, not a curated record
AAUUUCUACAGAUUUCCCAGCCUGUAUACGUGCGGUCGGACAUGAGCAAUCCCUGCUAAAAGAAAGGGGAGGGAGUCUCCUGAUCCAUUCAAAAUAAGGACAGACUCCCGUCGCAGCCGGCGGAGGUAAUGAUGCUCCUGAGAAGCUUGUACCUGGCCUUUCUCAUUCUCGCCCUGGUGGAGGCUCAGUAUGAGAAAUACAGCUUUAAAAGUUUCCCUCAGAAAGACAUCAUGCCGCUGGAGUCCGCGUACGGCUACGCGCUGGAGCAGUACUCGGCCCAGAACUGGGCAGAGAGCGUCAAGUACCUGGAGCUGAGCCUGCGCCUCCACCGGCUGCUGCGGGACAGCGAGGAGUUCUGCAGCCGCAACUGUAGUUUCGUCAGUCGGGAAAACGACACCCUGUUUCCCGACAGCAGCCUACGCGUCGUGCGCCAUAUCCUGAUGAGGGCUGCAUGCCUUAAAAAGUGCAAGGCAGAUUUUCCUGUGUUUAAACUUUCGCACCCGCGAAGAGACUUACUGGAAACAUUUGACGAAAGGAUACCGUAUCGGUACAUUCAGUAUGCAUACUACCAGCUCAACAACUUGGAAAAGGCAGUGGCAGCAGCUCACACCUUCCUGAAGAGGAACCCGAACGAUCCCUCUUUGACCAAAAACAUGAACUACUACAAAACACUGUUUGAUGUGGAGGAGUAUCUCAUCGACCACGAGGAGCAGCCAUAUGAAAGUCUUUUCCUUAAGAGCGUAAUGCUCUACAACAACGGAGACUUCAGCAGCAGUGCCAGAAACAUGGAGCUGGCCAUCACAGAGUUCUUUGAAGUUUACAGCCUCUGCUUAGCAGGCUGCGAGGGCUCGUAUGAGAUCUUAGAGUUCAAGGAUUUCUAUCCAACCCUGGCAGAUCUUUUUAUUGAUGUGCUCAAAUGUAAAGUGAAAUGUGAGGAGAACCUGACACCGAAUGUUGGAGGCUUCUUUGUGGAGAAGUUUGUGGCCACCAUGUAUCACUAUCUCCAGUUUUCAUACUAUAAAUUGAAUGAUGUAAAGAACGCUGCUCCCUGUGCAGCCAGUUACAUGCUGUUUGACCCCAACGACCAGGUCAUGCAGCGAAACGUGGCAUACUACCGUUUCUACCAAGAACAAUGGGGCCUUAAGGAUGAGGAUUUUCAGCCACGGCCUGAAGCUCUGAGGUAUUUUAACCAAACGACCAAACAGAAAGAGAUGCUGAAGUUUGCACUGAGCUACCUACAAACAGAUGAUGAGGACGUGGUAAGUCCAGAAGAAAUGGGCGUCUCUCACUCAGAACAUCCCGAUUCUGAGUUCGAGGGUAUUGGGGACUACGAGGAGUCCUUUCUGGCUGAAUGGUGGCAGGAACCCAAAACUAAGUGGGACAUUGGAGAGGUUGCAGGCUGACAUCUGUCCUCUUCUCUGAGCAGAAGCACCCUUUUCCGACUCUUACAUACCAAAGACAUUUCAACAGACAUCCUCAUUCCCAACAGUGUUGAUUCAGAAAAGUCUCAGCUGACUGAUUCCUGUUUUCUUUCUUUCACAUCAUGUUGAUCAAAAUUAGAGAUUGACAUAUCCAGUCUUGGCUGCCAUCAGCCUUCUAUAAUAGUCAGUCAUUGGCUUGUUCGCUGACGCAUGUUAAUGACUUUUCUACAGUUUUUAUUUGCUGUUUUUAUUUAAUGAAACCUGAGUGCUUCUGUACUGCAGCAUAAGGAAGGUGAAAGCUUUUCUUAUGCUACAUAAUUCAUCAACCUCCAAAUGUGUGGUUGUUGGAAUAAGUUGCUCAUAAUUAAAAUAAUAUUUUAAUAUAACAUAUCCUGUUUCGUUUUUUUUUUUUUUUUUGUACAAUAAAAAAAGACAUAUAACAGGAAGAUGUGAACACAAUAGUGUUGAUCAGUUUCAUUCAUUCUGUUGAUGCCAACGAGUUUUGGACAGUUCUGAUAGUAGUCAAUCAAAUCCCCAAAUUGGCUCAAUUUAUGUUGAGAAAUUUGAUUUAAAAUGUCUAAUUGUCUAGCUUUCUCAUUUGAGCUUUUAACAUACUUUCCAGGAUGCUUAAUUUAGGCCCAGUCAUAUGUCUGACAUAGUCUGUUAUAUAUAUAUAUAUUUUCUCUUGCAUUUUAAAACUUUUUAGGUCUUUGUUUUUUUUAAAUGUGCUAAUGGUCUCCGAUUCAACAUACUUUUCAUAACUUUGCAUUCUGCUCUUUAACAUAUUGUAGAAAAAUGGAUAUAAUUACAUAUGAGAUUUUUGUUUUUACACUUUUUAACCUCAAUCUAAGUUAAUUACAGGUUUUUCUUUGACUUAAAACCCAUAAUACAAAACUAUCUGGUCCAAAUAUUAAAUUCUAAUAGAGAAAGGCAGUGUGGUUUGAAAGUAGGGGUGGUGGUUUUAUAUUUUAGUGUUUUAUUUUCCCUUCAUUUCAAUUCAUCUACAGGCAUCAGUUCAUUCUUUUUCAUUGUUUUGAUUAAAAAAAGAUAGUGUCUAAAAAUA